CAGGUCCAAUUUCUUUUUGGCACCGGUGUAGGAAAAGCGGGAAAAAUUUUCCUCGAUAGCGUCGGCCCCGACUGUGGGGCCAAAACCGGAAGCAAUAUUCUGGCACACAACACCCUCAGUAUGUACGGUGGUGGCGUACUCUGCCCGUCGCCCUCCACGGCGACGGGUUUCUACAAUCCCCGCGGCCAGGGCUCGGAAAUCGGUGCGCUCGAGCUGGGUUUCCCCCGGGGGAUGGCCCUGGUUCCACCGCCACCGCACGGCCCCUGGCGCGAUCCGAGCAGUCUCACCGGUACCCACCUGCCCGUCGCCUCCAGCACGGCUACGGCCGCUGGCGAUGAUAUUACCACGCUCGGUGGACAGGGCGGUCCACAGGGGCAGACCGGUUCGGUAGUGCCCGGCAUGCAAACGUCCUCCUCCUCGUCUAGUGCUGGUGGUGUGACGCAGGACAAGAAGGACUUUCUAUCGUCCUCGUCCGGCGGUUCGUCGAUCGGUAGCGUUGGUCAGCAUCCGUCGGUGGCCGGUGCCGGCGGAAGCGUGACGCAAGGGAAUGUGAUCGAGAAGAAAGAGUUCCUGUCGCUGCAGCAAAGCACAACGCCCGGUUCGCAGAGUAUGAACUCGCAGAACGGGCAGGACCUGAAAAAUCAAAACAUCGAGUGUGUCGUCUGUGGUGAUAAGAGUUCCGGCAAACACUACGGACAGUUUACGUGCGAAGGCUGUAAAUCAUUCUUCAAACGCUCAGUACGACGGAAUCUCACCUACUCCUGCCGGGGCAAUCGGAAUUGCCCGAUCGAUCAGCACCACCGAAAUCAGUGUCAGUUCUGUCGACUACGAAAGUGCCUCAAAAUGGGAAUGCGACGUGAAGCCGUCCAGCGAGGUCGAGUUCCACCGUCACAACCACCGGGCAUACCGUACGGCCAGUACUCCAUACCAAACGGUGACUCCGUGGCCGGGUUCAACGGUCACUCGUACCUUAGUUCCUACAUUUCGUUGCUAUUGCGAGCGGAACCCUACCCCACGUCCCGGUACGGUCAGUGCAUGCAGACGAACAACAUUAUGGGCAUCGACAACAUCUGCGAGCUGGCCGCCCGGCUGCUGUUUUCCGCCGUCGAGUGGGCCCGCAACAUACCGUUCUUUCCGGAUCUCCAGGUCACCGAUCAGGUGGCCCUGUUACGGCUCGUCUGGUCCGAGCUGUUCGUGCUGAACGCCUCCCAGUGCUCGAUGCCGCUGCACGUCGCACCGCUACUGGCGGCGGCCGGUCUGCACGCUUCCCCCAUGGCAGCCGAUCGGGUUGUCGCCUUCAUGGACCACAUCCGGAUAUUCCAGGAGCAGGUGGAAAAGUUGAAGGCGCUGCACGUCGACUCGGCCGAAUACUCCUGCCUCAAGGCGAUAGUCCUCUUUACCACAGGUAAAUUGCUGGACAAUCUCUUCGGCGAUGUUCACGCACUGCUUGCCAAAACCAGCACCCAGCUACACUCCCUCCAGUCCGAAUCGGACGUUAUCCAUCUGGUGCAGGUGCAUCUGUACCGUACCGCUACCAAUACUUCCACGUCCAACACCGGACAUAAUACAACCGACUCACCUAACAGUUCCGUUGCCAACAUAACGCUCAACAGCUCCAGCGGUAACUCCUCACUAACUUCCUCCACCUCCAUGGUGUCCAACUCGGACCAGGCGGAUACGUCGGGUGCGGUGGCACCGACUGCCGUAGCGUCCUCGAUUGCGUCGCCCUCGGUGACGACGACGACGACGACGCUACCGGUCGGCAAUACCACCACCGAGAUUAACACCACCACCGCCCAUAACCAUAACAAUAACAAUGAUCUUAAAACCAUUAACCAUAACCUAACCACCACACAACAGUCAAAUGCUAGUUCUACGGCACCCAGUGUUAGCUCGCCAUCGCUGGUGGCGGCCGGUGUUGGCGCACUGUUCGGUAGUAAUGCGCAGUCGAAGACACCACCGCUACCACUGUUCAACUUCCAUCAGAACACACCGAACCGAUCGUACCACGGCACGCUCGAUGACUUUGUCAACCUGAGCAGCAGCAGUCCGUACGCGGUCGGUUCGGCCUUCUCGUCCAGUUUCGGCACGAACGGUAUCUUUACCCCGUACGGUAGCAGUAGCUUACAGGGUCCGAUACCAUCGGCAGGCUCCAAGUAUCUGGGUCAUGGUGGAAGUAGCUCGGACUACAAAUUCUCCCCGUACAGCCCUUGGAGUAGACGAUAGUGUACUGCACGGUGAUGGUUUCUUGUAUCCGAGGAUAUGAUCUUUCGA
Anopheles maculipalpis is the source of this 2274-nucleotide messenger RNA. It is a transcript of the gene svp, whose product is annotated as nuclear receptor subfamily 2 group F member 1-B. Gene Ontology annotation, molecular function: zinc ion binding; RNA polymerase II cis-regulatory region sequence-specific DNA binding; nuclear receptor activity. Bases 121 to 2226 code for a protein of 701 amino acids. The transcript has 3 exons. The record is from RefSeq and is a predicted model, not a curated record. Gene Ontology annotation, biological process: cell differentiation; anatomical structure development; regulation of transcription by RNA polymerase II. Lineage: Eukaryota; Metazoa; Arthropoda; Insecta; Diptera; Culicidae.